GCGUCACCGGGGCAGGAAGGUUUCCUCAAUUCUGCAUUCCAGAGCCAUUCCUCGCUGAGACCGGGACCGGGCAGAGCCUGCCUGCCUUGGAGGGGGCUGAGAGACGGGAGCUGGGGCAGAGAGCGAGCAGAGGAAGCACCGACCCUGCUUAGGCCAUGGAAACGGGGAGCGCAGCCAGGACGAACGGUACCGGCGGCAAGCCCGAGGACGUGAAGAGCCCAACUGCCCCCAAAAAAGAAGAGGAAGCCAAGAAGGCCACGAGCCCUGGUGGAGGUGAGAAAGAAGCUAUAAAAGGCACGGGCGGUGCUGCGUUGGAGACAGGGCAAAUCAAGAGCUCCCUCUUCUCUGGGAGUGACUGGAAGAGGCCCAUCAUCCAGUUUGUGGAGUCAUCUGAUGAGAAGAGGUCAACCUACUUCAGCAUGGACUCGGCAGACUCCAAGAAGAUGCAGUUCAGCAGCGGCCAGAUCGGAGACAUGAGGAGACCAGCCCUGAACUUCCCGGAGAAGGGCGACCUCAGGAAGUCCCUGUUCUCCUUGGAUUCCAAAAAGAGCUUCCUGCCCGCUGACGGGGAAGGGAGGAAGUCCCUGUUCUCCGCUGGGCAGAUGGGGGACCUGAAGAAAUCUUCCCUGCCUCUGGUGGAGACGGGGGAUCUGAGGAGACCCUUCAACAAGGCCGACAGAGCCGCGGGCUCGCGGCCCCGCGUGAAGCUCGAGGACGUUCUCUGCGACUCCUGCAUCGACAACAAGCAGAAGGCUGUCAAGUCCUGCCUGGUGUGCCAGGCUUCCUUCUGCGAGCUGCACCUCAAGCCCCACCUGGAGGGAGCGGCGUUCCGGGACCACCAGCUCCUGGACCCCAUCAGGGACUUCGAGGCCAGAAAAUGCCCAGUGCAUGGCAAGACCAUGGAGCUGUUCUGCCAGACAGACCAGAUGUGCAUCUGCUACCUCUGCAUGUUCCAGGAGCACAAGAACCACAGCACGGUGACAGUGGAGAUCGAGAAGGCGGGCAAAGAGACCGAGCUGUCGCUGCAGAAGGAGCAGCUGCAGCUGAAGAUCAUCGAGGUGGAAGAUGAGGUGGACAAGUGGCAGAAGGAGAGGGACCGCAUCAAGAAUUACACCACCAACGAGAAAGCCACGGUGGACCAGCACUUCAAGGAGCUGAUCCGUGACCUGGAGAGGCAGAGGGAUGAGGUGAAGGCUGCCCUGGAUCAGAGGGAGAAGAUCGCCUCGGAGAACGUGAAGGAAAUCGUGGAUGAGCUGGAGGAGAGGGCGAAGCUGCUGAGGGAGGACAAGGAGAACAGGGAGCAGAUCCACCAGAUCAGCGACUCCGUGCUCUUCCUGCAGGAAUUUGGGGCUCUGAUGAGGAAUUACGUGCCCCCUCCAUCCCUGCCAACCUACAGCGUGCUGCUGGAAGGGGAGAGCAUGAGCCCGUCCAUGGGGCUGCUCAGGGACGACCUCCUCAACGUCUGCAUGAGGCACGUGGAGAAGAUCUGCAAGGCAGACCUGGGCCGCAACUUCAUCGAGAGGAACCACAUGGAGAACGGGGACCACCGGUUCAUGAUGAACAACUACGAGUGGAACCAGCCCGACAACCUGAAGAGAUUUUCCAUGUUCCUGUCUCCCAAAGCCAAUUUCAACCCACGGUCAUGGGAAUUUUCCUCCUUCCAAGCGACCGAGGAAACACUUGUAGGCAAUGGCACUAAGCUGCCUUUUCAGUUCUCCUCGGUGGGACAGAAUCCGCCCGGUGACUUCAGCAAACAGUCUGAUGGGAGCCUCUUCACUAAGACCGCCUACCCCUCCAUAGUGAGGCACCAGUCUGCAAAGGUGACGCCACAGACGUGGAAAUCCUCCUCCAAGCAGUCUGUAUUGUCCCACUACCGCCCCUUCUACGUCAACAAAGGCAACGGAGCCACCUCCAACGAGGCGCCCUGAGCUGCUGAAGGACGCGGGGAGAGCCGAGCGGAUUUCCACGGAUGCAGCUGCUCCCCUGGCACCCCC
Molecule: messenger RNA, 1994 nt
Organism: Lonchura striata (white-rumped munia)
Lineage: Eukaryota; Metazoa; Chordata; Aves; Passeriformes; Estrildidae
Gene: TRIM29
Product: tripartite motif containing 29
Molecular function (GO): zinc ion binding
Source: RefSeq, a predicted model, not a curated record